This is a messenger RNA of Penaeus indicus, 4230 nucleotides long. RefSeq lists its product as uncharacterized. The coding region runs from base 2251 to 2745 and encodes 164 amino acids. The transcript is spliced from 5 exons. Lineage: Eukaryota; Metazoa; Arthropoda; Malacostraca; Decapoda; Penaeidae. The record is from RefSeq and is a predicted model, not a curated record.
UCUCCGUAUUUAUGCGCAUCCUCGUCACCGGUUUUACGUCACGGAUCGUUACCAUCCAGGCACCGAUGGGCGAGCGAGCGACCCUUCCUUCCGUUGUUGCUGCGUCAACGCGGCACUUGGUAGUUUCCGCUCCGACCUCAGUGGCCAGAGGAGAAUGCUGACGUGUUAACUGAAUAAAACGUUUCAGUGCUUUAGCCUCCCGAAAAAGAGAGAGUUGGUGUAUAUAGUUAUAUUUGUAGCAUUCUAUUCAAAAUCAAUCAGUUAAGGAAAGUGUUAUCAUUGUUUCCAGAUGGAUUAUAGUACAAAUGGAAGGUAAAGGAAUAACAUUCAUAGAUAUUUAAACUAAAAUACCAAAAUGGAAAAUAAUUAAUCUUUGGUUAUAAAUGCGUAUGCAUGUUUUUCUAUCAUGCACACGCCGCACACACACACACACACACACACACACACACACACACACACACACACACACACACACACACACACACACACACACACACACACACACACAUAACACGACAGAAAACGACCCUCGUGUCCUGCGGCCAAGCCCCACGCCCCCACAGGAGCGAGCGAGCAAUGGGGUCGGGACGCGAGAAAUAGCAGAGACAAUAUUAGUGAGAUAAUUUGUGUGACGGUUCGGGCGGCGUCCCAUUACGGCGGCGGGCGCGCGCUUCGGGAUUACGCUGUCCUCGUUGGAGGGGUUACAUUGCCUUCGUUGUCGCGAUUGCUUUAUCUUGGUUGUUGGGAUUAUAUUGUCUUCACGUCGGGAUUACAGUAUGUUCAAUGUCGUUGUUGGAAUUUGUCUUCGUUGUUUUUGCGCGAGUUGCCUUACUGUAUAUCACGCCAUCUCUCGGACUUGUCUUUCGGGAUUUUGAAAUCGGAUUUUGUUGAUGUCCUUGAUAGCAUAGUGAUGAUGGUAAAUGUCAUGGGCGGUGAUAAUUACAAUUGUCAAUCGGUUUAAAAGCAAGAUUGUCACUGUUUUUGAACAUUGUUGGUAAUGUCAGUUCUUAAUACAGUUAUCAGCCUGGUCAUUGUUACUAUUUCGUAAUUUAUUCAUUUCAAUUUUCACUUUUCCUUCUUUUUCUUUUCCCCGUCGGUGUCUUCAUAUCAAUUACACGUAAAAAGCGAAUUAAACGUUCUCGCUUUCGCGUGUCCUCUCAAGACAUAGACGGUAAAGGCACGCUCCCAUUUUUAGGAAUUUAUGUGUUCUUCUUAGUUUCUUGUGCCGUUCCGAAUUUGUAUCAUAGAUUUAUGUAAAAAGAGUUUGGCAGAGAACGAGCCAGUAUGUACGUGUGUUUAUAUAUAUAAGUGUGUGUGUGUGUGCGUGUGUGUGUGUGUGUGUGUGUGUGUGUGUGUGUGUGUGUGUGUGUGUGUGUGUGUGUGUGUGUAUGUGUGUGUGUGAGGAGACUGAAACCCCAUAUAAGAUACUUCAUCAUUAGUUAACGGAGGCGUAGCUGAGUUAUCUUUCAAAAACUAAAAAACGCUGUGAUAUAAAAUUAACGGGUACCUUCGUCAUCAAAAAAAUCCAGAUUUUAUAAUAAUAAAAAGAACAUUUAAAUUCUCCGUCUGAAAAAAAAAAAAAAAAAAAAAAACACUAGAAGAGGCUAUAAGAUCUACAAUUUCGUCUCAGACAACAGGGAAAUGGACCAUUCGUUUAGCUGGAACGAAGGCGAGAAGAGAAAUGUAGCACGGUCUUCCUUGACGCAGCCUGGUUAUGCAACGGGAAUGCCUGAGGCUAACCUGAGAUUAGAAAUCUAAUGGUUGAUUCUUCUUUCCUCAAAGUGUAUUAUAAAAGGAGAUUUCGUGAAUAUUUUUUUUCUCUUCGAUAUCGUAAGCUAUUAUCUAGAUUGCUAUCUCCCAUGGUAAUUAGCAUGCGAACCUUCGUGAUAAGUUGCUUACUAUGGUCACUCUUCAACUUGUGUUUGAAUACUAAGAUUCUUAGUGUCUUAGCUUUUCUUGAAAGAUUUCCUUCCCGACAAAACAGGGGAAGGAUGCAUUGUGUAAACCGACCAAAAUUACGUGCAACUGCCCGGCGUCAUUCUUCUUGGGAAAAUCCGUGACUGCACUCGAGGGCGGACGCCGGUGCUGUUUGUCAUAUAUAAGAGAUGCUUUCCUGUGACGCAGUUUGAGGAGUCCCCCGGCCAGUUGGAUCUCUACGGCGAGAGAUUCUGUCUCGUCUCCACAGUGCAGUGCAUCAGCUAUUGCGGAGCAGGGGAUUGUUGCUUUGACAAUCUGAUCCCGACGCCCGCAAUGAGGUGGUUGCUGCUGCUUGUCCUCUCCUGCGCUCUCCUCGCCCCGCCCGCCGCCGCACGACCACCACACAGACAGAAGCGUGUGAGCGACCAGCGACUGGCAGAACUGGAGACCCUUCUGGCGCUGGCCAAGAUGAAGAACAGGAAGUACGUGACCCUCCCCGUCGGCUUCGGCCUCAUCGAUGUCCAGCAGAUCGGCCGCCGCAAGAGGGCAGCACCCCUGGCAGCGCCCCGUGACCUCCCUGUCCACAACCCUGAGGAGUAUGACAUUGGUGACCUUUUUGCCGACCUUUCGUCCGCCUUCUCCGCCGACUCCAUGCGAAACGAGCGAGGCUACGACGACACAUACCCCGUCGAUGACCUGAGUGUCGUGGAGGAGCUGAAGGGGAGCGGGAAGGAGAGCGAGAAGCAAGGCCAUCUGACGGAAGUAAGGCCGGGCUCCAGGACCUUCUUCGUGGGCAUGGAAGGAGUCCCCCGCCAGAGGUAUAUUUAGAUAAAUCGGAAACCUUCACAGAAUCCGGAAGAUCUGCCAACUCUACGUUUAUUUAUUUAUUUCCACUGAAGCUAGUCACAAGUUACUCUUAAGUUUUGCCGAAGUCUCACAUCCCUCCUCCACCCCACCCCCACCCCCCUCCUCCUCCCGCGCUCCCUCAAGCAGCACCUUCGCACGAACGCACGGAAGGCGGACGAGAAAAGAGGGCGAUGGCCGGAGAGCGAAGCCGAGUGGAUGACGCAAUCCGCAGCAUCCAGAAGUCGGUCUCAAGAAAGAGGUUGCUUAGGAUCCACCUAGUUUGUCCAUCCUUCGUCUCAUGUCCCGAUUACGAGGUUCAGCGAAAGAGAAACGGGAAAAAUGCCAUUCCCAUAAAGUACACAUAAAAUGCGAAAAUAUACACAACAGACAUUAUCAUACUGGCAAAAACACCCAAACACACGCACACACGAACCCAGCUUCACGAGGAGAGAAAGUUUACAUGAAGAGAGGCAUUGCCAUGUCAUUAUGUUGUAUUUACUUAUGAAUGUCUUUCAAUUCUUAUUUUUACUACAAAUGCUGUAAACUUUGAACGAAGAUUUCUCUGCUCGAUUUAAAGAUGAAGUUCUGGUUUACAACAUGUUCUAUAAUUUACCUCUGUUGUUUGCAAUGAGAUCUGUAACAUGUAAACAUAAUAUCACGCUGAGUAUUAGUGAAUAAAAAGGUCAGCUCAAGGAAGAAAAAUAUGAUCUGAGCUUCCUACCCCGAAGAUAUUCCAUAUAAGGAUUCAAAGCGAAAUAUGAAGGAUCUAAUAGCACAGAGGCCUUUUGGAAGUCAUUUAAAAGAACCGAACACCGAGCUCCGGCAGCUACACAUCUACUAAUUUCGCAUUUUACAAGACCGAAUGAAAUUAGUUCCCGGAGUUGGGCGGCGGCGGGCCUACGGCGAGGAAGGGCAGGUGUUCUGCAGUGUCAUGGAGGCUGGAAGUUUGGCCAUGAAACGUUUUGUAAUAAAUUGUUCAAAAGUUUCGUACGAAGGUCGUUUGCUAAAAAAAGGAAAACACGCGAUAUCUGGGUUUGUAACAGACCUUUUUGUAUUUCUUAACUAGCUUGGAAUUUUCUAACACAUCCAAGGUAUCUUUACGUGAACGCAGAAUAACAUAGAGCCAACCCUCCUGGUUUCUGUCAUAAGAGAGACACUUCAGACUUCUGUUUCGGGCUUGACUUCAAUGAAUACUGAAUCAAAGAGCACCUGCCCUUGCCCUUGCCCAAGCAGCGUUUAAUCUUACCUCUAGUCUCGAGUCUGACGAACUGGUGAGUCUUCAAACUAGUAGCUCUUAGUCGCUUCCACCCGCCCGAACGCCAACGACCAACGGCUAGAGUAAAAGGGAAAAAAGGAACACAAAUAGUCAAAUGGCUGAGUCAAGUAUCCUGUGCUAACAUGUACAUACAUAUAUCUUUAAUGAAAUCAUCAUGUUCACAGUGUGUUAAUAAAAGGAAUUUAUAAUCA